Molecule: messenger RNA, 2720 nt
Organism: Volvox carteri f. nagariensis
Lineage: Eukaryota; Viridiplantae; Chlorophyta; Chlorophyceae; Chlamydomonadales; Volvocaceae
Exons: 8
Coding region: 73-1176 (367 amino acids)
Source: RefSeq, a predicted model, not a curated record
GGGAUUAACUGCUUUGUGCACUGUGUUAAUUUUACCUGACGAGCAAGGGAACCUAACCCCGAAACUGAUAGGAUGGGGCGUCUUGUCGCCCAGAUUCCAAACGAGGACCCUGAGCGUCUCAAGCGUGUCCUUGAUGCAAAAUGGCGGACUAUCGGGGUCGACAAGGAGGCUCUAGAAAAACAGGCCCAAGAGAGACGCGACAUGGAGCAAGCGGAGAAAGAACGCGACGAGGCCUUUGCGCGGUUGACACAGUAUUUCAACGACCAGCUCACAUUAAUGCAGCAGGAGGCCGACCAGAUUCGGAAAGCGUACAACAAGGACACAGAGGCUUUUCGGCAGCAGCAGCAACUGCAGCAUACACGCCGUGAAUGGGACAUAAAUCGGCCAGAUGCCAAGCAGCUGGACAUGCCUGCUCGAAUUGGCGAUGACGACGCGCGCCUGGGCCCCUCGUCAAUACAGAAGUUUGACGGGGAGGACCUCACGGCGGGAGACCGCAAGAAGGCCCAAAUCGAGCAAUGCGUUGACUGGUGGGCAGAGCAGACCGCCAUUAAGGAGGCGUUACGCGCUGCGGAAAAAGAGGCCGAGACGGCGCACGCUGAGUUGGUUAAGUACCAGGACAUGCUGCAACAGGCUGCCAAGAACGAGGAGGAUGCGGUUCGCCGCGACCUUGCACGCGCAACAGCCGACUACAACAAGCGGCAGGCUGAGGAAAAGAAGUUGCGGGAUAUCGCCGCUAAGCAGGCCGAGCUGGCGGCCAACAUGGCUGAGAUGGAGGCCACGAUUACAUCCAGCUUCAUGACGGAGGACCCCAACAUGGCUGCGUCUGCCAUGUCACCUUUCCGGGUUCGUAAGGACCACUACAAGGGUAUGACGGAGACGGAGAAGAAGGCCAUCUUGGACGCACAGCUCGCGCAGAUGGAGGAGAAGAAAGCGCGCCGAGCCCAGGAGCAGCUGGAGAACAUGACUUAUGCGCGGACACAGCAGGAUAUCCAGCGUGCUCUCCAAGAGCAGGCGCAACGUGUCGAGGAGUUCAAGAAGGCUCAGCUGGCUCGGGCUACCGACAUCCUGAAGAAGCAAACGGCAGAGAAGCAGGAGAGGGAUAAGUACCUCAGCACCUUGUACAGAAAUGCAAUCGCGCCGGAGUUCUUCACACAAUUUGGCACGUCACACCGCUGAUAGCUCGCACAUCAUGGCCAACAGCCUGGGAUGUGUAUGCGUAUGUACAUGUGUGUGUAUUAUAGAUAGCAGUGGCAGGCUGGGCUUGGUAUGGUCCGGGAGUGAUGGCAAGGUGCUUGACGAGUAUCCCGACGUGCUGUGUCGUCUUCAGAUAGUUAAGCCGUAUGUUGUAAGAUUUGCAUACGGAUUGUGCAUAGUAGACAGUUAUGAACGAGAUUCAAGCCUUUCCAUGCCGUUCCGUCGUGCUUCCGGAAAUUUGGCGACAUGUAUGGGACUUAUAAUGUAAGCGUCGCGCGGCAGUACAAUGGAAGCCAACUAAAAGAUUGUAACUCGUGAUUAAUGUUGGGAACCACUUAGAUUGUUCCGUCCAUCGGAAUUCUCAAGCGCCGUACGGCAGCUUCGGGAAGGUUUCCCUGUAAGGUUCAUGAUUUCCAUUUCUGGGCAUGUCAUAACAUUUAUAGACAUUUUGUUAAUUAAGUAGCCCACUGCUGUUACGAAUGGCGGCUCGGCGUCUCAUUCCGCUGUUGGAUCGGGUGCUAGUGGAGAAAGUGCAAGCAGCCACCAAGACAGCGGGAGGCGUCUUGUUGCCAGAGAGUGCAGUCCAAAAGGUGAAUGAGGGACUUGUACUCGCAAUUGGACCCGGCCGACGCAAUAAGGAUGGAGAGUUGAUACCUGUUAGCGUCCGGGAAGGUGACCGUGUCCUGCUCCCUGAGUACGGAGGAAGCCAGAUAAAGCUCGCGGAUAAGGAGAUGUACCUUUAUCGAGAUGAGGAACUGUUGGGUAUUUUGAAGGACUAAGGCUACAACGCGCUGUGCUAAUCCAGCAUUAAUCUACACAAUUUGAUCUCUUGGACUCAUAGGUCUCUGGGAGCUUACGCGGGCCCCGCCCUGGGCAGGCUUCGUGAGGGGCCCCUAAGCAGCGUAGCCUAUCGCAUGGCUUUGUUUUACGAAGCACGAGGGAAUUCAGUUGGUGGUUGCGGUGGUGGCAGCAGAUGCACAAGUUUGGGCAUCACUAUGACUUGGUUAGCUCUGAGGAAAUUGGUGUUAGGAACCCUGGGCGGAUGGGCAGGUGGGAGGGGAGGGUUUAGUCGCGCUGCCCUUCCUAGGAGCCCUUGAAAUCUCUAUGGAUUGGUGCCAUGUGCAUGUGUGUUGAGCUUCUUGGUGUCUUGCGAUAAGGUGUCAAGGGCCUGGCUGUAUGGUGAACAUACCCUCGUUGUCGGACCGGAGUCGUGAAGCGGGGGGCAGCAAUUCAGGAUGUUGUGUUGAUGUUGCUUACGGGAAAGUAAUCGCUGUAUCCACGCCGCAAGUAUCUCACGCCACAAAACAACGCAGGACCUAGAUUAUUAUCGAUUUACAAGCCUUCAAUGAAAAAUGGAUGUAUCGAUUGCCAUUUUUGUGAGCACUUUCAUCGGAAUGAGAUUAUGCUGUACCAUCAGCCGCACGACAGCACUAGCAACGCCAUUAGGAACAUGGAGUUUAACGGUUACUUACUAUACUCUCAUAAAUUUAAAACAUUUAGUUCGUGUAACUAUGAAGCGGCCGGCG